AUGCCGAAUUUUGCCCGCGGAUCCUGUCGAUGGGGCCAGAACUGCCGCUUCUCGCACGACAGAAAGUCAGCCCAGAUCUGCAGGUACUUCCAGAGCGGGUUUUGCAGCUACGGAGAGCGGUGCAGCUACCAGCACAUCCUAGAGGAGCCGGUGCCAGUGGGGACCCGCUAUGGCCCUGUGCCCCCCGGCCGCUGGGGCUCAGAACCCGGCAGUGUGCCUGUGGCAAUGGCCCGGGGCUGGGGGGGAGCCCGGCAUAGCUCGGCCCACCCUGUCCCCGGCGUGACGCAUGUGGCCUUCAAGUUCCCAAGUGUGGAGGUUGAGGAGGAAGAGAAAGACAAGGAGAACAUCCCAGUGCCUGGUAGUGGCCCCUGUGGGGCCAUCUGCGGAGCAUCUGUCCCUCCACGGGCUCAGGGUGCCUCAGGCUCCCCACCGCGAGGCCUGGGACUGGAUCCAAAUUCUCGUGACCCCAGAGAGGCAGUGGUGGAGACAGCGACGUCGACUGACCCUGCAGAGGUCCCCACGGAGCUGGGCGCUGCAGCAGCCCCGCUCUCCACCGCAGCACUGAGAGCCCGGAGCGAGGCAGUGGUGUGUGGCAUCUGCAUGGACCGGGUGUACGAGAAACCAUUGCCAGAGGAGCGGCUCUUUGGGAUCCUCCCAAACUGCAGCCACGCGUACUGUGUGGGCUGCAUCCGCAAGUGGCGUCGCAGCCGGGACUUCCAGAACGCGGUCAUCAAGGCCUGCCCGGAGUGCCGGGUCACCUCCAGUUACUACAUCCCCCACAAAUACUGGGUCUCGGAUGCGGGUGAGAAGGAGAAGCUCAUAAAAACCUUCAAGGCGCGGACGAGGAAAAUCAGGUGCAAGUUCUUUGUCCGGAACCGCGGCCACUGCCCGUUCAAGUCAGACUGCAUCUACCUGCACGAGCUGCCGGCCAGCUGGCUGCCGCGGCGCAGACGGCAGCGGCCGAGGAUGCCUGUUGUAAGUGGGGCGGCGUGUCCUGGGGGGCUGAGGCAUGGUAUGGCCAGCUCUGACGAGGAGGAUGAGGAGCUCUGCAUGCUCGAAUGGGCUUUCACCCUGGCUCUGAUGGAGACGGACUUUCGGUAUUCGAGUUACGGCCGCGAGAUGCUCUUCACUGACUUCAGCGACUCCGACUAA
Messenger RNA from Gavia stellata (red-throated loon), 1152 nucleotides. Its product is annotated as probable E3 ubiquitin-protein ligase makorin-1. Gene Ontology annotation, molecular function: metal ion binding; ubiquitin protein ligase activity. The record is from RefSeq and is a predicted model, not a curated record. Gene Ontology annotation, biological process: protein polyubiquitination. The transcript is spliced from 8 exons. The coding region runs from base 1 to 1152 and encodes 383 amino acids. Lineage: Eukaryota; Metazoa; Chordata; Aves; Gaviiformes; Gaviidae.